GUGACCAGGGAUACGGUAGAGGAAUACUCGGAAGAAGUUGUGAAGUUUUGUGGAAGAUUAAUGAGUAUUUUGUCAACAAACUUGGGAUUAGAUGAGGGAUUUUUACAGAAUGCUUUUGGAGGUGCUGAUGAUAUUGGUGCUUGCAUGAGGAUUAACUUCUACCCAAAAUGCCCUCAACCAGACCUAACCCUCGGCCUCUCUUCUCAUUCCGAUCCCGGCGGUCUCACCGUACUCUUGCCAGACACCGACGUUCUCGGCCUCCAGGUCCGGAAAAAUAGCGACUGGGUGACCGUCAAACCAGUCAACCAAGCCCUCAUUGUUAAUAUUGGUGAUCAAAUUCAGGUGUUAACCAAUGCGAUAUACAAAAGCGUUGAACAUAGAGCGAUUGUGAACUCAAACAAAGAGCGUGUGUCACUCGCAUAUUUCUAUAGUCCCCGCGGUGAUUUGGUGAUACAACCGGCGAAAGAGUUUGUGUCGCCAGAAAAUCCAGCAUUAUAUUCACCAAUGACUUAUGAUCAGUAUAGACUCUACAUAAGGAUCAAAGGACCCAAUGGGAAAGCACAACUUGAGGGAUUGGGAAAAUCAGAAGCAUAAUAAGGGAAAAUUCCCUAAAUAGGAGUAAAAAAAAUUGAAAUUCCAAAACACGACUAUCAUGUUUUCUAUUCCCUAAAUAUGAGUAAUUUCUAUCAAGUUUGAUAUUACCACGCUUUAAACAUGACCGUUUUACUAAACUUGACAAAAACUACUUCUGUUUAGGGAAUAAAAACAUGAAAGUUCUAAUUAGAAAUUUCAAAACGCUUUUAUUCCUAUUGAGGAUAAUUUCUAUAAUAGUAAUAAAUUAAAUACAUGAAGCGAAGCUAAGCUAAAUGUGACCAUAGCUUCGCACGAGUUACUUUUGCCCUGAACAUAUAAAUAAGGGCAUAAUUAAGGAUAAUACAUACUCCGUACUUUUGAUCAUUUAUUUACUUAGCCCCAACUUCCGUUUGUAUGG
Molecule: messenger RNA, 991 nt
Organism: Cuscuta epithymum
Lineage: Eukaryota; Viridiplantae; Streptophyta; Magnoliopsida; Solanales; Convolvulaceae
Source: the annotation of a GenBank genome assembly